CCCCUGCCCACGUCAACGUCGACCAUGUCGAACACGGAUGUGCCGCCCGAGGCGCGCAACAGACUGGUCGGCGGACUUGCUGGUGUAGGAAGCGGUCUGACGAAGGUUGCUGUUGGGCAUGGGUUCGAUACCAUCAAGACGCGCGUACAAGUCGGGCAUUAUAAUAGCGCUUGGGAGGCUUUGCUCAAGACAGUAAAGAAUGAAGGCGUACUUGCGCUGUACAAGGGCGCGUCUCCGCCUGCGGUCGGGUGGUCUAUCAUUGACUCCGUGUUGAUGGGUAGUUUGCACGUGUACCGUCUUCACCUGCGCGAUGCCGGCUUUUCUGAACCUACACCGGGGUCUGGUAUCCCGCGCCUGACACUCUUCGGACAUGGCCUCGCAGGCCUAUUGGCCGGUACUACAAGUACUGUCGUUGCAACGCCAAUGGAGCAUAUCAAGGUCAAGCUACAGCUACAGCAAGAGCGGCGCGUGGCGGACAGGCAGUUCAAGGGCCCCAUCGAUUGUAUACGACAGAUCGUGCGUAUGCAGGGUAUCACUGGGCUCUGGUCGGGCUUCACGGGGACAGUUGUGAUGCGCACAAACUUUUUCUGGAUGUUCCUGUCCGUAGAAGCUUUCAUGCGCACGUUCUCGCGGUUUGAGCAAAUCAGCACGCCGACAGCAAACUUUUUGUCCGGUGGAUUCGCUUCCCUUGUUUUCUGGACACUGGGUAUUCCCGCGGACACUGUCAAGAAUCGUAUGAUGGCGUACCCUUACCCCGAACCAUACCCCACCUCUGCUUCUGCCGCGCUCAGGCGCCCUUCCUUCCUCUCCGUGGCACGGGACAUCUGGCGCAAUGACGGCCCUCGAGGCUUCUACCGCGGCUUGGGUCCCUGCAUCAUUCGCGCCUUUCCCGUCAAUGCAUGCGCCCUUCUGGUGUACGAGUCCAUAUUGCGCGGACUUGAUGCUGAGAAGACGCGGCAUUGAGCCUAGCACGGCGUAAACACUCGUGAAAGGUCGCUAGCGAUCUUUGCUUGGGAAAGUGCGAAGGGAGGGCUCACACAGCCGCAUGUCGCGGUUGUAGCAGCAACAUAGAUUGACUAACUCAUCUGAUUAUCAUCAUUCAAUGCGGUAUCGAAAUUAUACAGUUACUGAAUAUGCUCUAUGCGGAAUUAUGGGUUCUAGUGUAAGGUGAGGACGAUGGAAACAGACGGAUUAUACGGGGUACGGAGGGCCGAUACAGUAAAGACAUGAGAGCAUGUGAGAGUGGCAGAUGUGACAGCGAUAGUCUCGAUACA
This is a messenger RNA of Schizophyllum commune H4-8, 1274 nucleotides long. Its product is annotated as mitochondrial carrier. The coding region runs from base 25 to 963 and encodes 312 amino acids. The record is from RefSeq and is a predicted model, not a curated record. Gene Ontology annotation, molecular function: transmembrane transporter activity. NCBI's taxonomy places the organism in Eukaryota, Fungi, Basidiomycota, Agaricomycetes, Agaricales, Schizophyllaceae. The transcript is spliced from 10 exons. Gene Ontology annotation, biological process: transport.